Messenger RNA from Penicillium canariense, 2733 nucleotides. RefSeq lists its product as uncharacterized. The coding region runs from base 1 to 2733 and encodes 910 amino acids. The transcript has a single exon. The record is from RefSeq and is a predicted model, not a curated record. NCBI's taxonomy places the organism in Eukaryota, Fungi, Ascomycota, Eurotiomycetes, Eurotiales, Aspergillaceae.
AUGGCAUUCACCGGAGCUCUGCCUCAGACCCUUAGGUCCAUCACUGUCACCAAAAUCAAUGAGCAUUCCAAGCAACGGGCUCUGUUUGUUAAGCAAAAAGCCGAUAUUCUGGAGGCCGCGGCCACUGCGCCGGAUGUGCGUGCCCGGGCUCGCACUCUUCUGGACGGCCUCUCUCGCCUAAAGGGCUAUCCAAAGAAUACUCUGGACAAAGAUGAUUUGGACCUGGAUGUUGACUCAUCCGAUGAGGACUCUGAUGAUGACGAAGUCACCUCACCCUGCAUGGGCCAGCUUGACCGAGCCGACCACGCCAACAUCCGACGCUUCCUUUUCCAGGGCCGCUACGAUCCUUCCAUCUCUGACUCUGCCGUGAGAGACUGGAUCACCCGAAUGGAAAAUGACCUGCGCUUCUUGGAGCUCAGGCACGAACAUGCAUCAUUUUACAGCAAGCUCAUCACUGAGUGGUUGUCCAAUCUGGAGGACGGGGACGCACUUCCAACUGCCAGCCAGACAGAUCAUGCGGUUUCCAAUAAGGCUGAUGCUGGCUUUGAGAGCGUGGGCCGGCCAGAAAUGCAUGAGCAGCGAGCACAGUGGGAGUCCUUGGUCUUUACGGCGGCCACCCAUGUGAACGAGGGUUCUAUCAGCUCUUAUCUCGACAAUCUUUUCACAAAGACAAAGCUAUCUCGCCAGGCUCUGAAGGAGCUCCGUGAGAGCUUCCACAAGUUUGGCACAGAUUUGGCAACUAAGGGAGAGUGGGUGAAUGUUGAGGAGCUUGAAUGGGUAUCCAAGGCGUUGAUGAAGACCGACUUGCUAAGUGCCGAGAAAACAACGAUUCUCAAAGAGUUCAUGCGCAAUAAAGAGGUGCUGCAAGAGGUAGCAGAUGUUCUCAACAUGCGCCUUGCAUCUCUCGAUAGUUGGACUUGGGGUGGCGACGGCAUCCCUGUCGACAUGCGCCGCCAACUGAACGGUAAAUAUCGCUUCUUCAUGGACGAAGACCUGCUUGACAGCUUGUUGCUGCAGUAUCUGGGAACCACCUGGGCGGUCCAGAUGCGCGUCCUGUUCGGACGGUUUCAGUCGCGAGCAUGGGACGCCGGGAAUGAGCACGCUUCCAAGGAGGAUAUCGAGAGACGCAAGUAUUUCCUUGGAAAAACUAAGCACUCUAGCGUUUAUUGCCUCAAUCGGUUCCGGCAGGGCAUGUAUCGCGACAAAUACUUCAUGAGUCAGCUACCGGGGUCUACCACCGAGGGUGCUCGAAGCUAUGACGACGACUCCCAGGUCGAAAAAGCGCUGGAUACAAAGCACUCACUACUCCAUCUAUUGAUUACCGAGUCCUUGAUCCACAAGCACAAGGGUGGCAAUUUCACUGCAGUCCGUUCUGACUAUCAAUGGUUUGGCCCGUCCUUGCCCCAUGCUACGGUCUUGACGGUCUUGAAAUACUUUGGUGUCCCAGAAACGUGGCUGAACUUCUUCAAAAUGUUCCUGGAGGCGCCGCUCAAAUUCCUUCAAGAUGGCCGUACUGCAUCAACUCAAAUUCGAAAGCGCGGGGUUCCGUUGAGCCACACUCUCUCGGAUGUGUUCGACGAGGCGGUUCUAUUCUGCAUGGAUUACGCGGUCAAUCAAAAGACCAGUGGCGGAAUCCUAUAUCGACUACACGAUGACUUUUGGUUCUGGGGUGCGGAAGAGACCUGCGAAAGGGCCUGGGCGGCGAUGACCCAGUAUGCUGAGAUUAUGGGCCUCGUGUUCAACGAAGGAAAGACCGGCACUGUGCGCAUGGGAGCAUCUCCCAAGAAGGAUUCCAUUCUCCCACCUGGAGACAUUCGCUGGGGCUUCUUGAUUCUCGAUGCAGAGCAAGGCAGAUUCGUCAUCGAUCAGACACAAGUGGAUCAGCACAUCAAAGAACUUGACCGGCAGCUCUCGUCUUGCAAGAGUGUUUUCACCUGGGUACAAGCAUGGAAUGCUUACUUUGGACGAUUCUUCGCCAACAAUUUUGCGAUCCCUGCGAUGUGCUUUGGCCGCGACCACAUCGACAUGGCCAUUUCGACACUCAGCCGCAUCGAGCGAGUCCUUUUCAGCAAGCCCUCCAACAAGACGCCCAAUUCUGAGGUCAGUGUCACUAACUACCUGCGCUCUGUGAUUGCCGAGCGAUUUGAUAUUCAUGACCUGCCCGAAGGAUUCUUUUACUAUCCUGUUGAGCUGGGUGGGCUCGGACUGCUGAAUCCAUACAUUCGGCUGUUGGCGAUGCGCGAAAACAUCAAAGAGACACCGCAGCAGCACCUUCGGAGGGCUACCUUGCACGAUGAGGCAGCGUACCAACAAGCCAAGGAGCACUUUGAGAAGCACGGUUCGGACUCCCACGCUACCUGGAAGGGUGAGGAUGGCGAGCCCCUCCCCUUCAUGUCACUGGAAGAGUACGCGCCGUAUUCUAUGUUGGAAAACCCCAAGCUUUACUCCGCAUACAAGAAUCUGAUCGAGGUGCCCGGAGAGAAAAGUGUGGCGGCCACCGCGAGCUUCAAAAAGAGCCAGACUGGGCUUAGGGGGCCUAGGGGAAAAGCGAGUAAGUCAGGCUCGAUCUCGGCGACCUGGCGCGAGAUGACGCCGUAUUGGCGCUGGGUAGCAGAGCUGUAUCAUGAUGAGAUGGUGCGCACCUAUGGAAGUCUUGCAGCUGUGAACCGUGAGUUCAUGCCCCUGGGAGUGAUUAAGACUUUGAAGGAAAGGCGGUUCAGAUGGCAGGGAUGA